Molecule: messenger RNA, 2061 nt
Organism: Alternaria atra
Lineage: Eukaryota; Fungi; Ascomycota; Dothideomycetes; Pleosporales; Pleosporaceae
Exons: 5
Coding region: 1-2061 (686 amino acids)
Source: RefSeq, a predicted model, not a curated record
AUGGCUCCGACUGGCAUCCUUCAGGAUUUUGAAGUGGUUGAAUUGCUCUCUGAUAGUGGGGCGGAGGAUGAAGGCCUCGCGAGUCGCGAAUUGGAGGCUUUCGACGCAAGAUCUGCAGCGGAAUUCGCUCACGGCUACCUUGAUAUGGAUGACCCUAUCGCAGAUUUCCACGCCCAAUUCCAGGCAAACGAUCGCCAAUUGAUCGACUUGACCGAAAUUCCAGACAUUGAUGUUCCGCCAUCUGACGCUAUUAUGGUAAACGACGAAGAGCCACGGCCAGAGGGACGAGCUCCUGACUGGGAUGGGGACGCUGCGGUUGUCACCGAAGCUGCCUGUUUACAGAUGGUAUUGAGCGUGUUGCCGGACAUCUCGGUCGAUUACGUUCUCAGACUGAUCCAAGAAAAGACGACAGACACCACGCGAACAACAGCACAGUGCGAGCAUUUCCUCACUGAGCUAUUAGAAGGCGAGCCGUAUCCCAGAGAAACUGACGACGCGAAGAACAAGAAAAGGAAGAGGGAUGACGAAGCCGAGGAUGAGUUGAGUACCUACGAGAAAGGCGAGCGUGAUCCUGAGAUCGGCGGUUAUGAACAUGAUGCAACAGAGCUGCUGAAAGACGAGUUCCUUACCGUACCUGUACGGCAUAUUACGAGAGUUCUCAAGGAGCAAAAGACUCUUUACAAAGCCUACGGCGUCAUUGAACGACAAGUGCGCGACUACGCACAUGUUGCUAAGACAUUUUCGCUGAUCAACAAAUCACGCAACAAACGUGGCAUACAGCUUCAGUUGAUUGAGCAAGGCACUAAACGCCAGAAAGUCAAAGACACAGAACUGGCCGAAGAAGCCAACCUAAAACAGGCGGAGAUGAACAAUGAGAUGGGCGAAUGUGCAUGCUGCUUCAACGACGUUCCCCUGAACCGCAUGAUUAGCUGUAACGGAGACACUAUCCAUUUCUACUGCGUAGACUGUCCUCGUCAGCAAAUUGAGACGCAGAUGGGUCAGUCUCGCUGCAGACCCAAGUGUUUCGGAGUCGACGAUUGCAACGGAACGUUCACGCGUCGUCAGCUGCAACAGGUCUUGAGCGAUACGACCUUCGAGCGACUGGAACAUAUGCAGCAAAGAGAAGACUUGGAAGCGGCGGGUUUAGACUUUCUCUCCGAAUGCCCAUUCUGCGACUUCAAGAUGGAGUGUCUGCCAGUCGAGGUCGACAAGGAGUUUCGAUGUGAGAACCCCAAGUGCAGCAAGACGAGCUGCCGCCUUUGCGAAAAAGAGUCGCACAUUCCACUCAGCUGCGAAGAAUUCAAGAAAGACGGCCAGUUAACUUUACGACACAUCGUCGAAGAAGCUAUGUCGGCAGCCCUGAUACGGCAUUGCAACAAGUGCAAGCACCCAUUCAUCAAAGAGCUUGGCUGCAACAAGAUGACAUGCACGCACUGUAGGAAUGUGCAAUGCUACGUCUGCUCCAAGAAUGUGACUGAUUAUAACCACUUCGGCGAGGCUGCGGGAGGCAAGUGCCCUCUACACGAGAACAUCGAAGACCGCCAUGAACAGGAAGUUAAGAGGGCAGCCGAUGAGGCCAUGGCAAGAGUUCGGGCCGACAAUCCAGGGCUGUCAGAUGCAGAUUUGAUGGUCAAAGUAUCAGAUCGUGUCAAGCAAGCAGAGGAUGCGCGUAAAGGCCGAGCAACCGUAGAAGCGCAAGCCUUUCCUUACCACAUGGUUGGAGAGCAGCUCAGACGUGCCCCCAUUGUACCUCCCAUACCUGCAAUGCCGGCCUAUGCCCAUCCUCCACCGCCAAAUUUCGGCCCAGAUCGCUCGUCAAUGGGAUCGAACAAGUCGACGGACCAGUUCAACAAGCACAUCGUCCCAUUGAUGCUAUGGCUGUCCUCCCUCCUAAUCCCUACGGCAAUUUCCGGGAUAGACGAGCGGUACGGCUUCAACAUGCCGACCAGCGGCAGCGACAGCCCAACCGUGAUGCUCAACAGGCUCAGCCCCGCCUUGGGCUUCUACAGGCUAACCGCCAUCUUGAAGAGGUCCGACUCGAACAACAGCAGCGACACAUGA